UUCCGUGGCAGGUUCGCUCACCUUUUUUUGCCCAAGGCUCAGGCUUCUAUUAAAUGUCUCCCAACAGCAGCGAUCAGCUCAUUCUUGCCCCGCCUCCUCGAGGAGCAUGCUGGGAAAUGUAGUCCGUCCCUCUACUACUUCCGGUCUCUGACAUCCAUGAUCCUCCCUGCCAUGGCAACCUUCAACCCAUAGGCAUAAGCAUUCUCCCUCCUGGCGUUUGCGGGGAGCAGCCAGUAGCAACAGGCAGAACGGCUUGAGGAGCCCGGACGGCGCUGCCUUGAGGGCUUGGAAGGAAGGAUGGCUUUUAGGAGGAGCAAGUGGAAGAAGAAAGGCCCUAAGCUUGAACUCAGCCCCGCUCAGAAGGAGCAGAUGCGCGAUGCCUUCGACCUGCUGGAUGCCGACGGCACCGGGACCAUCGACGUGAAAGACCUGAAGGUGUCCAUUCGGGCCCUGGGCUUUGAACCCACCAGAGAAGAGAUCAAGAGGAUCGUGAGCGAAGUGGAUAAAGAAGGCUCGGGGAAGAUCGGCUUCGACGCUUUUUACUCCGUGAUGACCAAGAAGAUGUCCGAAACGGAUCCCAAAGAGGAGAUCCUGAAAUCCUUCAAGCUGUUCGAGGACCCGGAAAGGGGCAAGAUCGGCUUUAAAGACCUCAAGCGCGUCGCCUCCGAGAUUGGGGAGAAGCUGACGGACGAGGAACUGCAGGAAAUGAUCACCGAAGCUGACCUGAAUGGAGACGGGGAAGUGAGCGAGCAGGAGUUUCUGAUGAUCAUGAGGAAACACGGCUACUAGCCCUUCUCGGCUUCCUCCGCCUC
Lacerta agilis (Sand lizard) is the source of this 812-nucleotide messenger RNA. RefSeq names its product centrin-2-like. Bases 298 to 789 code for a protein of 163 amino acids. Gene Ontology annotation, cellular component: centrosome; centriole. The record is from RefSeq and is a predicted model, not a curated record. Gene Ontology annotation, molecular function: calcium ion binding. Gene Ontology annotation, biological process: nucleotide-excision repair; centriole replication; mitotic cell cycle. The transcript has a single exon. NCBI's taxonomy places the organism in Eukaryota, Metazoa, Chordata, Lepidosauria, Squamata, Lacertidae.